UUCGGCCCAUAAUUAGGUGCGAGGGCGAUGUCUGGUAAACAGCAAUAACAGAGCCUCCCUCGAUCGCCGGUCUGCUCCCAGGUCGUCGGGCCCGCGGCCGACCGUUCUCUCUCUGUGUCUGUCUUCCGGAGGUACUGUGCGGAAAAUCGCAGAAUUUUUCCAUCAGCAGUAAUGGGAGUGAUAAAAGAUGGCACCAUCUCUGGAUAUCUACCAAGUGCCGAAACAUUCGCUGUCCACUUCCCGGGAUAUCCGUCAUCUCUGUCACGGGCUGUUGAGACUCUUGGUGGAAGUGAAGGAAUUGUAAAGGCUCGUAGUUCCAGUUCAAAUCAAUUGGAGCUGCGUUUCCGUCCAGAAGAUCCUUAUUGCCACCCCACAUUUGGGGAGCUUCGUUGUUGUGAGAAUACUUUUCUCCUAAAGAUAUCCAAAGGAAGCAAGAAGUCCCCUGAUUCAUUAACUACAAAAGUUCAGGCAGAUGAGAGCAAUCUGGGCACAAGGCAGCUAGGAAAUCAAUCUGCAACUGCUGCUUCCACUAGUGAGGAAGAGGAUCAAACACAUCUUUGUGCAGACAUUGUCGCUCGGGUGCCUGAGGCAUACCAUUUUGAGGGUAUGGUAGAUUAUCAGCAUGUUGUUUCUGUUCAUGCUGAAAAUUCUCGAAGGAAAAAGAGAAGCUGGACAGAAGUUGAAGAGCGGCAGUUUGAGAAGAGUGGCUUCAUGGACAUGGACAAUGAAGAUGUUAUGCUGUUAGUGCCCCCUCUGUUUUCAAACAAAGAUGUGCCUACAACUUUAGCUUUGAGUCGACCGCCUGUCCCAUCAAACUUGAAAAUGAAACCAGAUGGAACUAUUGAAGACUCUUUUCAGGUGUUCACUGAGAAGAGUGUGGCGCUUGAUUUCAGGAUUAAAGAGAUACCUAAGAAAGUAAAUUGGGAGGAACGAUUACCCCAAGGCUCAAAUGAAUGGGAGAGGCAUAAGGCUAUUUCUAAAUUGUUCGAUGAACGACCUAUAUGGCCCAAAAAGGCACUGAUUGAACGCUUGCUUGACUUGGGAUUAGACUAUCCAGAGCUUGUACUUAAAAGGUUUCUGAUCAACAUAGCAUACUACUUCAAUAAUGGGCCAUUUCCCAAAUUCUGGAUUAUCAAAGGAUAUGAUCCUCGUGAAGAUCCUGAUUCCCGCAUAUACCAAGGAAUUGAUUUCCGAGUCCCACAACAGUUGCAAAGUUUUGACAAUCGGGUGGCAACUAAUGAGUUGAAACAACGGUGGGAAGAUAUAUGCGCUUUUCGUGUUUUCCCUCACAAGUUCAAUGUCAUCCUGCAACUUUACGAACUUGCAGAUGAAUACAUCCAGCACGAGAUAAGAAAUUCUCCCCCACAACAGACAUGCACGUUGAAAUCAGGUUGGUUCACAGAUCACAUGCUAGAUAGCUUCAGACAGCGUGCUUUGAUCAGGUUCUUGUCGAUAUACCCUCGACCUGGUGUUGAAGGCCUAUUGAAGCAAGCCUCGGAGCGCUUUGAAAAGUCGAAGAGGAUGCGUUUUCUCGAUAGUUCCUCCAAGCUCGAAAAGCAAAAAGACCAACAGCCCACCGAAGCUAAUUCGAGUUUAGAUAAUGAAGGGAGAAAUGAGAAUGCAGAGAAGAAUGAUGUUGAAGAUACUGAUGAUGGUGAUGAGGAAGAAGAGAUUGAAGACAACGAUGAAGAGGAAGUCGAUGCAUUUGAUGCAGUUGAUCCUUGCUCUCAGGCAUUUGAGGAGGGCGAUAACUCCUUGGAACCAUACUACCCCGAUAUGGAGAACAUAUCUCGAACAUAUUUGCAGGAUCUCUUUGGUAGCUUUCCAUCUGCAGAAGGUCGUGCCGAUGAAGUGCAGAAUGAAGAUGGGAGUGAUGGUGAGUAUCAGAUAUACGAGCAAGAUAGCGAGGAUAACUACUCCGACGAUUAUGAAGAUUAGAAUCAUCGUGCUCGAGGUUAUGCUUUCUUUUUUCUCUUUAGCUUGCGAUUUUGUCCCGUUUCCAGGCUGGUUGGGGUAAAUUAACUCUCUGUACAUGUAAACUUUUGGAGUGGCUGAUUUGUAUAGGUUUUAUGCAAUGCAAGUCUCCUUGUCCCUCCCUCUUUCUCA
This is a messenger RNA of Punica granatum (pomegranate), 2106 nucleotides long. Lineage: Eukaryota; Viridiplantae; Streptophyta; Magnoliopsida; Myrtales; Lythraceae. The record is from RefSeq and is a predicted model, not a curated record.